AUGGCGCAGUUAAAACCAGACUACAAAUAUGUGAAAUGCUUCCUGGAAUAUAGUUCUAAUUUUGAAGAGGCUACAAAAGAAGAUAAUGAUUCUUUUAAAGGACACUGUAGAAUCCAGAUUACUAAUGAUUUAACACGUUUUACUCAUAACAGUGAUAAUUUAAUUGAACCAUGUGUAAAAUUUGUACAAUUUUUAACUCGAUUAAGUGAAAAACCUUCGAAAGAUAAAGUUCACGGUUGCAUAUACUUGUAUUAUUGGCUAUACCAUGCUGUAAUGAGUAAAGAUAAAUCGACAUAUAAUACCUUUACACUGUUCGAAACCUUUUCUAAAGCAUAUAAGCAGCAUAAAAAAGAUGCACAAAUAUACCUAGAUUAUGUAAAAAAUAUCACUAAGGAUGCUUUUCUAAAUAUUCAAACACUCGCUGUUCUUUAUGAGAAUUUGGAAAAUUUUAAAAAACAUAAGUCUUGUGGUAAUAAUAAAUGCAAUUGCGCGCAUAACAUUGUUGAAUUAUACAUGAAAUAUAUAGAUGAUUGUCGUAGAGGUGUUAAUACAGAAUUCUGUAAUGAAUUAGACAACUUUAGAAAUAUAUAUAAUGAACAUAUGGAAAAACCAAAUGAAUGUGAUAAAGUACAAAAAAUAUUGCCGUCCGCUAGGAUAACAGACAAUACGCUUAUUAUUAUAACUCCAUUUGUUAUAGCAUUUGUUCUGUCAUUCAUUUUAUUUAUUUUGUAUAAGUUUACCCGAUUCGGCUUAUUGUUUAGUUCUAAAAGAAGGAAUAAGAAGCAUAUACGGAAGCACUUAGAUAAAGAGGAACAUGAACAUUUUGAGCGUAGAACAAAGAAUGACAAUAUUAGUAAUAAUAAUAGAGCAUAUCAUAUUCAGUAUCGCGCUUCAGCAAACAAUUAA
Messenger RNA from Plasmodium vivax (malaria parasite P. vivax), 906 nucleotides. RefSeq names its product variable surface protein Vir2/15-like. NCBI's taxonomy places the organism in Eukaryota, Apicomplexa, Aconoidasida, Haemosporida, Plasmodiidae. Bases 1 to 906 code for a protein of 301 amino acids. The transcript is spliced from 3 exons. The record is from RefSeq and is a predicted model, not a curated record.